Messenger RNA from Morchella importuna, 2019 nucleotides. RefSeq lists its product as uncharacterized. The record is from RefSeq and is a predicted model, not a curated record. The transcript is spliced from 3 exons. NCBI's taxonomy places the organism in Eukaryota, Fungi, Ascomycota, Pezizomycetes, Pezizales, Morchellaceae. Bases 1 to 2019 code for a protein of 672 amino acids.
AUGGCCUCCGACCUCCACGACACGAUAAACAAGCAGGUGUUCAAACUCAGCAAGCUCAAGACCCACAGCGUUACGCUCUACCCUUCCCGCGCAGCGGUGGUCCGCGACAUUGAGAAUGUCAAAAUCAAGCCUGGCCGCAAUGAAAUCUCAAUCAUAGGCAUCAGCAGCAAGGUGGACGAAAACACCAUCAAAGUCGAAGGGCACGGCACCCGCGGGCUGAUCACCGACAUUGUGGUGGAAAAAGUUGCCUAUUCGAUCUACGCCGAGUUCGACGAGGAGCAGUUUGAGGAGGAGAAGGACCCGGUGUCUGAGCAGCUGAAGGAGGAGAUUGCCGAGCUGGACGGAAAGCUCGAGGAUGUGCAGGAGAAGCUAAAGUCGUGCACGAGCCGGCUUGCCUUCAUGGACCAGCACGCGACGAACAUGAGCACGCUGAGCCAGCUGACCAGCUCGAUGGCGGACAACCUGAAGGUGUACGCCGAGUUCCGUGAGAACAUCUACUUAGAAUACAAGGCUGCGCAGGCUAUGAGCAAGGAGUUGAAGAAGCAGCACGACCGGAAGACUCUCGAUCACAAGAUAGCAUGUGCAAGGUGGCUGGACAAGACGAAAGAAAUGAGAGCCCAAGAGCAGGAAGAGAAAGGAAAUCGACCAUAUAAUGUCACAAAGGUCACCGUCACAGUUGAGCUAGACAGCCUCCCCCAAAAAACUGAAUCCAUCGAGUCGUACGUCUCCACCGGUAAACCUGCGAGGGCCAGCGAUGACGAGCCGCCAAAGUCGAAAGGUCCAAGUUUGAGGAUCUCAUAUGUUACCGGCGAGGCAGGUUGGAAGCCUCGCUACGAUAUAAGAUUGGAUUCAACUUCGGAGACCGCCCUCCUGACGUACCGUGCCGAAUUCACAAACAACACCGGAGAGACAUGGACCGAUGCGGCGGUCACGCUGUCAACCAGCCAGACCUCAUUCACGGGGCUGGAGGACAAGGUUCCCUGGCUGGAUUCCUGGAGAAUGAAUCUCCGAAAAGAUGCGGGUGCUGGUGGGGGAUCUCUUGCGCAUGAAUUAUAUUCCACAAAGGAAAAACAGAUGAAACGAAAUCUAAAGCGAAAGAGAGGACCCAACCCGCCACCGCCGCAUCAGAGUCAAUUCAAGAGGCUCAACACGGGUGAACGGUGCCGCAGGGUGUUCCUCGAUAUCGAAGCCGAAGUAGACAGCGAAGAAGAUGAAGACAACGAUGACGACGACGACGACGACGACGACGACGACACAAUCGACAUCCCCCGCAAGAUGGGUCUCGCCCUCAGCAAAUCCGAGUCCUACGGCCUCACCACCACCUACGAUCUCCCCGGCGCGCGCACCAUCCCCCACUCACGCCGGGCACGCCGCCACGUCAUCAAGGAGCUCACCCUCCCCAACGUCAAGUUCUCGCACGUCUCCGUGCCCAAGCUCCAGGCCGCCGCAUUUCUCAAGGCCAAGAUCACAAACUCGUCCAGCAUCUCGCUGCUGCAGGGCCCCUGCGGACUCACAGUCGAUGGGUCGUUCUUGGGCAACACAACCGUGGGGAGAUGUGCGCCUGAUAGCACGUUUGAGCUUAGUCUGGGUAUUGAUGAGGAGGUGCUGAUCUCGUACCGGACGCCGGUCAGGAAGAUGGCUAGCCAGGGGAUGCUCUCGAGAGAGCAGGUGGCCACUUAUGAGCGCUCGGUCAGAGUGCACAAUUCCAAGAGGAAGAAGAUUGAGGUUCUCCUGUUUGACCAGGUGCCUGUGAGUGAAGAUGAGAGACUCAAGAUUGCGCUUCUCGCCCCGAAGGUGCGCGAGGUGGGGCUCAUGUCGGCUGUGAGCGUUAGGAGCACAGGAGGGAAGGAGCUCACGGUGGAUAGGCUAUUGAAGAAAGGUGGAGAGAUUAGGUUUGUUGUGUCGUUGGAUAAAGGGGAUAGUGUUGUAUUGCCUGUGGAGUAUGAGGCGAGAUUUCCAAUCGGCGAACACAUCACAGAGGUGGACUAUGCGGAUGAUGGGGGCUACAUUUCUAUGUAG